AUGCCGAUCCGAAGCGACUGGAUGCUCCAACGUGAAGGCAUCACGAUCGACACGAUUGGUCGCUUGAUUGGGAGAACUCUUCUUAACCCCGCGGUCACGCUCCCGCUCCUUCUCGCGGCGAAAUACACAGUCAAAGGCCAAACUCUCGCUGGAGAACAUGGACGCGCCUUGACGAACCUCAAGACGCUGUUGUGCUUUGGACUAGCUCGAUAUGUCUCCAAGUUCCUUGACAGCGCUGUGACGAACAAUUGGACCAACGAUCAGUAUGAUUGGAAUAAAGAGAUUGUGGUGGUGACGGGAGGGUCUGAUGGGAUUGGAGCUAUCGUAGUGAAGCUUCUCGCAGAGAGAGGUAUCAAGGUCGCGGUUUUGGAUGUCCAGCCAUUGAAGUAUGAAGCCCCCCCAACCGUCCACUUCUUCCAAUGCGACCUCUCCUCAUCCUCAUCCAUCGCCUCGACCGCAACAUCCGUCCGUUCCACCCUCGGCGACCCCACAGUUCUCAUCAACAACGCUGGCUGCGCGCGGGGCAAAACCAUCCUCUCCACGACCGAAAAAGACCUCCACCUCACCUUCAACGUCAAUACCCUGUCCCACUACUUCCUCGCGCAAGCCUUCCUCCCCGCCAUGAUCGCCGCCAACCACGGCCUCGUCCUCACCGUCGCCAGCACGGCCGCCUACCUCACAGCGCCGCAGAUGGUGGACUACGCCGCCUCGAAAGCCGCGGCCCUUGCGUUCCACGAGGGGCUGUCGGCCGAGCUUGCGACAGUGUAUAACGCGAAGAAGGUGCGAACGGUGGUGAUGUGCCAGGGGUAUACGCGGACGCCGCUCUUCAAGGGGUUCGAUGAUAGUGAUAGGCGGGGCGUAGCCUAUGCGCUGGAGCCGGAGACGGUGGCGGAGGAGAUCGUGAAGGCGGUGUUAAGGGGAAGGAGCGCGCAUUUGAUGCUGCCGGCAGCGAGCUGGUGGGUUGUGCAGCCGCAUCGGGGGUGGCCGCUUUGGAUGCAGUAUGGGCUUAGGAAGAGGCUGGUGAAGCUGAUGAAGGGGUGGGAUGGGAGGCAGGUUGUGCAGCCGAGUGAGGGGAAGAUUGAUGAGAGUGGGGUGUUGGUUGAGUAA
Mytilinidion resinicola is the source of this 1107-nucleotide messenger RNA. Its product is annotated as NAD(P)-binding protein. Gene Ontology annotation, molecular function: oxidoreductase activity, acting on the CH-OH group of donors, NAD or NADP as acceptor. The record is from RefSeq and is a predicted model, not a curated record. The transcript has 3 exons. The coding region runs from base 1 to 1107 and encodes 368 amino acids. Lineage: Eukaryota; Fungi; Ascomycota; Dothideomycetes; Mytilinidiales; Mytilinidiaceae.